AUGGUCGAGGACUUCAAAGAGAAAGUUGCUCAGGCCGAAGCCAAAGCUAAGAAAAGGCAGUCUGAGCUUGAGGCCAAGAUUCUGCGAUAUAGGAAUGAGCUAGAAGCUCAUAACGUGGAGCUUUAUGAGGCAAAGCUUAAUCUAGAAGCCAAAGAUGCCGAGCUUUUCCAAGCCAAAGAUGAGCUGAAUGAUGUCCGAAGCCAGCUGAAGGCUGGGAACAAAGGGGCUGCCAAGACUCAAGCUGACCUUGAGGCUGCCCGGAAGUUGUUAGAAGUCAAAAUCUACACCCAAGAUGAAUAUGACGAGGGUUUUGACAACGACUUCCAAAAAGCUCGGCGCUUUGCUUUCCAUGCUAAUCCCACCAUUAAUUGGGACGAAGCUGAGGAAUGGUCCAUGGAUCCUAAUGACUCGCAUCUGCAUAUGGCCCAUCCUACUGAGACUGCUUUUCUGGCUCGUCAGGUUGAAGCCAAAGCUCGAGCAGAGAAGGAAGCUGAAGAAAGGGAAAGAGAAGAAGCCAAGAAGAGAGAGUUUGAAAUGACUCUUACUCAGCCUGCCUCCUGUUCAGCUAGUGCUGAAGCAUCUAAGAGCCCAAGCACAACUGCUUAG
Molecule: messenger RNA, 606 nt
Organism: Chenopodium quinoa (quinoa)
Lineage: Eukaryota; Viridiplantae; Streptophyta; Magnoliopsida; Caryophyllales; Amaranthaceae
Exons: 1
Coding region: 1-606 (201 amino acids)
Source: RefSeq, a predicted model, not a curated record